GUUCGACCGGUGGGAUGACGCUGGAUAUUGUUGGAGGGAUUGCCACGUUCGCGGUCUCGUGGCUGCUUUUUAUCGCGAUGUUGGCACCUUUCGUAGCUGAUAUGAUGCUAGUGGUAUACCGAGACAUGCGAUUCUCCUUUAAGCUUCUCGCUUCUUUGGUCAAAGAGAUGGAAUACCUCAAAGCCGCGCCGAUAUCAACCGACGAGGUCCAAGCAGCCUACAUUACAGCAGGUUAUCUCGUUGUCAUCGCUGCACUUUUCGCACUAGUUCGCACUUGGGCGAGCUGGGCUAACCUGGCACUCUGGAACCCGACGCAGAUAGUACUGAAUCCCGUGAAUACCACUAAUAACGGGAAAUCAUCUAAGAAAGGCGCGGGAGGCGUAAAAUACGAAGCGCUCGCACUAGAAGAUGGUACAAUCUCGGUCGAAGAUAAAUCUACAGUCAAGCUGAAUGAAACACCGACUAUGCGCUACCAAGCCCUACGUGUUGCCGUCGUCAUCCUGGGCCUUGUGAUUCUACCGGCGAUUGCAGUGGCAGUGCGUAGUGUCUGCUCCCCACUCGUAGCAUACGCGGCGUUGAACGUGACGCUGAACGAGUUGCUUCUCCACAAGUUUGAACCUGCUCCUAUCGAAGUGGAUCUUACGAAUCUAAUCGGUAAUAAACCGUGGGUGGAGAAGUUUAUCCACAAGUCUGAAAAGCACGAGCGGUUUGGAGACGAUACGAUGUUCAGACGCACCACAGGAUUUAGUGGAGACCUCGCGUUCAACGUCAGCAUCGACAACGACAACCCGCCGAAUGUUUUACUCAUUGGCGUUGAAUCUUUCCGGUAUCGCGACUCACGCUACCUCGUGGGAGAAGAAGACCCUUCUAACUUGUUCAAAGGUACAAAUUUGACAAUAACUCCGAAUUUUGACAGAUGGGCGAAGCGUGGCGUUGCAAUGCGCAAUAUUUGGUCCAGUAUCCCCACGAGCCGGUCACUGGAGAGCGCUUUAUUCGCUCAAGUUCCUUACCACAGCAACACGCAGAGUGGAGUCACAGGAGGGAAAACAGAAACCAAGCUUUCUGGAUUACCGCAAUUAUUCUCUGAAAAGGGAUAUGAAACGUAUUUUACGACGGGAUCGACGUUGGAAUUUGAUAACUGGAAUAUCUUUCUGCCAUCGCAUGGCUUCGAUUACGUGUGGGACGCCAGGAAGAUGAAGAGGAUGGCGCAACAGAGUCUCAAUAUCAGUCGCGAGGAUUGGGACGGCAUCGAACACCGAGGGUUUGGCUGGGGUGUUCACGACGACCUCAGUUUUAAACUUUUAGGCGACUUUUUACUGAAAAGGAGGGCCCAGCAGAUCCAGAAAACGGCGCAAGGAGAACCCAAAAUGCCCAUGUUUAUCACACACUACACCAUUACGAGUCAUGAGCCCUAUAAAUCCUGGCCGAGGUGGUACCAAGAGUCUGCCAAACCGGAUUUUUCGGCCAUGUAUGAAGGCGAACAACACGCAGACAGGAUCGAAAGAUACAUGAAAGCGAGGUAUUUUACCGAUAUGGAGCUCGGUAAAUUCAUGGACCGCAUGGAGAAGGAAGGAUUCCUGAAUGACACCAUCGUUGUCAUCUUUGGAGACCACGGUCAAGCACCAGAGAUUGACAACUCUAACCUACACGAGGAAUCGGUAACACGAGUGCCAGCCACUAUCAUUGCUGAAGGUCGACUAGGUGAUGCCGUGGGGCUUGUGAUAAACGAUGUAGCAGAGCAGUACGAUCUUCUCAACACUCUCGCCGACAUUACUGGCUUACCGAACGGAGGAUUCCAGCAGAAUGGCGUUGGACGGUCACUGAAGCGGAAAGCUACUGACAAGCGUGUGGUGUUCAGUAAUGACCCGCUGCGCAAGAUGGCGAUUGUGCGCGGACAACAGCGUCUCCGUUACGAUGAAGUUACGGAAUCAAUGAUGCUGCACGAUACGGAAUUGGAUUUCCACAUGACCACGGAUCUGUUACCUUUCCUCAAGCCGGAAGAACGUGCUGAGUGGGAAGCAUUGCGAGAGGAUGGCCGUCUCAUUACCGCCUACUACAAGAAGCGGUGGGACGAGAACUGCCUGCUCUCUGUAAAGUGCGAUGCCCAACUGUAACGCUGUACAUGCUAGAGUUCCGAUCAAUGAAGUACAUAAUCCAUAUCCUUAGUAUCUACUACCUACUACGUAGUAUUAAGCUGUUACGUCGAAGCAGGGAAUUACAGAGCGAACUUAC
Molecule: messenger RNA, 2232 nt
Organism: Phytophthora nicotianae INRA-310
Lineage: Eukaryota; Oomycota; Peronosporomycetes; Peronosporales; Peronosporaceae
Exons: 1
Coding region: 15-2114 (699 amino acids)
Source: RefSeq, a predicted model, not a curated record